AUGGUAAAAGUUCUAAAAAAAUGUGGUGGACUGCCAUUGGCCAUUGUAAGCAUUGGCAGCCUUUUGGCAGGCUACAGAUCUCCUGAAAGCAAAUAUAUGUGGGAAACAGUUCUGAAAUCACUUGGUUCACAUAUAGAUAACCACCCUACCCUUGAGGGGAUGAGACGGAUAAUCACACUUAGCUACGACCACCUACCUCAUCACCUCAAGAGUUGCAUGAUGUAUCUUAGCAUAUUCCCAGAGGACUUUUUGAUUGCCAAGGAUAGGCUGUUGAGGAGAUGGAUUGCCGAAGGAUUGGUUGCUGAGAAGCGGGGGUUGACCCUAAUGGAGAUUGCAGAAGGCUACUUCAAUGAGUUGGUGAGUAGAAGCAUGAUUGAUCGGGCUGCAGAUAGAGUGACCGAUACUGAUGGGAGGGAGCAGAUGUGUCGUGUCCACGACAUGAUGCUUGAGGUCAUGGUGUCCAAAUCCCUUGAGGCUAACUUUGUAAGCCUGUUAGGUGAGGCGUACCAAGGGAUGCCGUAUGAUAGGGUUCGCCGCCUCUCCAUCCAUGGUGGAGUAGAGGCAUCCAGCAAAAUGGCAGAGGAUCAUGGAAGGAAAAAUAAAAUCAAAGGGAUGAAUGUAAAACAUGUCCGAUCACUUAGUAUGUUUGCACUUGAUGGGCACAAGUUGCUUAAUCAGCUAGAUGAGUUCACCUUGCUGAGGGUACUUGAUCUGGAAAAGUGCACGGGCCUAGGAAAAAGGCAAAUGGAUGAUAUCUGCAGAAUGUACCUUCUAAGGUUCUUGAAUUUGAAAGGAACAGAUGUCAGUGUGGUUCCUUCCAAAAUUGAUCAGCUAGAGCAUUUGCAGACACUUGAUGUACGUGCCACACGCCUUGAAGAUCUACCAAAAACUGUGACAAAUCUGGAGAAACUUGAGAGCCUGCUGUACUCCAACAAGGAUAGAUACUGGGAUUUCCAUUGGGAAGCGCCAAAGGGCCUAAGAAAAAUGAAGGCUCUACGGAAGGUGAAUAAUUUGACCGUCAGAUCCAACAUUGAUGUUAUUGAGGAGAUCGGCGAGCUAGAACAAUUGCAAGAAUUAGAUAUCUCUGUUAUACCAGAGAUUGAUGAGGCUCAUCAGGACAAGCUUGACGAGUCACUGAGUAGGUUAUACUCCCUCCGAUGCCUUAACCUUCAAAUUGUUACUAAUACAGAGUGGAAGAAGAACUUUCUGCAGAACCUCAAGUCAACGCCACCACGGCUCCUGAGAUACGUUAGGUUGUGUGGUACCCUCCAAGGAAAGACAGGUGUCCUUGGUGUACCUACGUUGACUGACUGGGUUAGUAAACUGACUAAUCUUGUUGAGUUUGCCAUAGCUUGGGCACAUCUUCGUGGUGACACCCUAUUCGACGUCCUGUCUAAGCUGCCCAACCUGAAGACCCUGACCCUCGAGAUAAGCUUCCAUUCUGAAAAGAAGAUAGUUGCACGCACUAGCCAUAAAUUUCCGGCGCUGACGGAACUGAGAAUGGACGGUGUUCGUAGUGUUCCUGAAGUUUACGAAUUUGAGAAAGGAUGCAUGCAAAAUCUGGAGACCAUUUUUCUUUCUUUCGGUUGCUACAAGCAGAGAAUUGUCGGAAUCGAGCACUUGACCAACCUUAAAGAGGUGCAGCUCACCGGUACGAAAGAAAACCAAACAAUGGUGGAUACAUUGAAGGAGCUAGAGGAAGAGAAUGCCAGGCGUGAGCGCAAUGGUUCCAACCUGUUGAGAGUGAAAGUGAGAUAUGAGUGA
Molecule: messenger RNA, 1764 nt
Organism: Triticum turgidum subsp. durum (durum wheat)
Lineage: Eukaryota; Viridiplantae; Streptophyta; Magnoliopsida; Poales; Poaceae
Source: the annotation of a GenBank genome assembly